CCCACGUGAAAGUUGUGACCGCCUAGUAAAAAUAUCAGUAACGGUGACGGCAAAAUAAAAGUAUCUAUAGAUGUAUACACCAAGCAUUCGUCAUGAGCCACUCAAUUCAAACUCUUUACUAGGAGUACUUUCAACAAUGGCCUCUUCUUCUUCUUUGAACAAGUUUGUGUUCUUAUUCUUAGCUGUUCUUCUGUUCACAUUCUCAGACAACUUUGUGGCUGGAGAUGAAUCUGACAAAGUGAAACUCGACCUUUACUACGAAUCACUUUGUCCCUACUGUCAGAAAUUCAUAGUCGAUGAGAUAGUGAAAAUCUUUAACUCCAACCUCCACACAAUCACCAAUCUAAAGCUCGUUCCGUUCGGUAACGCUCGUGUCUCCGAUGAUAUGACUGUUACUUGCCAGCAUGGUGAAGAGGAAUGCAAAUUAAACGCCAUUGAAGCUUGCGCCAUAAGAACUUGGCCCGAUCCGAAAAUGCACUACUGGUUCAUAAGGUGCGUUGAAAAGAACACUAAAAAAUGGGAAUCAUCAUGUGUUAAGAAAUAUGGAGGUGCUAAAGCCAUCAAAGAUUGUUACUCCGGUGAUCUCUCUAGAAAUCUCAUAAUGGAGUAUGCAAACCAGACUUUUGGUUUGAAGCCGAAACAUGAAUAUGUACCAUGGGUCACAGUCAACGGCGAACCACUCUAUGACAAUAUGGAUGAUUUUGUGGCUCAAGUGUGCAAAGCAUACAAAGGAAAGUCCUCUCUCCCAAAACUCUGCAAUUCCUCAGCCUCGCCCGGGAAGAAAGUCUGGAAGCUUCAAGUCUCCUAUGCCGAUGAAGCUGUCAAUGAUAAAGCAAAGUACCUAUGGAACUAAGAUGGGUUUAAUAAGGUUAUGUUAUAAGUGGAGCAAUACAUAAAUACCAUUUUCUAAACUUAUUAUGUUUACGCGUUAAUGAUUUAACAUUAAUGAUAUUAAGAUUUAACCAAAAAACACCUAAAUUAAUCUCGAAGCUUAUAAACUUUAAGCGUUAAAUAAACUAGAUGAGUAUCCGCGCGAUGCGCGGAUUUUUUUUUACAAUAUAAUUUAUUAAAAAAUACAAUUUAUUUUAUCGUAUAUUUAAAAAAAAUAAAGGAUAUUGUAAAUUUGAAUAAAGA
Molecule: messenger RNA, 1134 nt
Organism: Thlaspi arvense
Lineage: Eukaryota; Viridiplantae; Streptophyta; Magnoliopsida; Brassicales; Brassicaceae
Source: the annotation of a GenBank genome assembly